This is a messenger RNA of Hibiscus syriacus, 2071 nucleotides long. Its product is annotated as L-type lectin-domain containing receptor kinase IV.1-like. The transcript has a single exon. Gene Ontology annotation, cellular component: plasma membrane. NCBI's taxonomy places the organism in Eukaryota, Viridiplantae, Streptophyta, Magnoliopsida, Malvales, Malvaceae. The record is from RefSeq and is a predicted model, not a curated record. Gene Ontology annotation, molecular function: carbohydrate binding; protein kinase activity; ATP binding. Gene Ontology annotation, biological process: protein phosphorylation. Bases 53 to 2071 code for a protein of 672 amino acids.
UCAUACUGAUCUCAAGCACCAUUACAUGACCAAGAAACAAAACAAGUAGAUUAUGGACAUGUGUUUAGCUUUUAGAUUAGCAAUUCUGCUAACUCCUAUGAUAAGCUUAGCAACCAGCAGCGAUGAUGUUGGUUUCAUCUACAAUGGAUUCCGGUCAGCUAAUCUAAGCCUUGAUGGCAUCGCACAGUUCACUUCCAAUGGACUCCUUAAGCUCACCAAUGCAACCCACCAACAACAAGGCCAUGCCUUCUACCCUCACCUUGUAAACUUCAUGAACUCAACCAAGGGUUCUGUUUCUUCCUUCUCUACCAACUUUGUCUUCGCAAUUACUUCCGAAUACCCGACUAUCAGCGGCCACGGAAUCGCUUUCGUGAUUUCACCAACCAUGGGCCUUCCUGGAGCUCUUCCAAGCCAGUAUCUAGGGCUCUUCAAUGACACCGACAAUGGCAAUAGAAGAAACCACGUUGUUGCUGUAGAACUCGAUACCAUACAAAGUAGAGAAUUUGGUGACAUCAAUAACAAUCACGUUGGGAUCGAUAUUAAUGGUUUAAGGUCUAUUGCAUCUACUCCAGCUGGAUAUUACGAGGAUGGCAGCCGUCAGCUUAGAAACCUGAGUAUGAUCAGUGGGAAAAGGAUACAAGUUUGGGUCGAAUAUCAUGGUCUGGAGAAGCGAAUGGAUGUUACUUUAGCUCCAUUUAAGGUUUCCAAACCCAAGAGUCCACUUUUAUCUACGCAUCUUGAUAUUUCUUCAAUCGUUAACGAUGAGAUGUAUGUUGGUUUUUCAUCCUCAACUGGCUCUAUAUUCUCAUCUCAUUAUGUUUUGGGUUGGAGCUUUAAGAUGAAUGGUGAGGCGCAAGAGCUUACCCUGUCUCAACUUCCAAAGCUUCCUCGGCUUGGACCGAAGAAAAGAUCAAGGCUUUUGACAGUUGGGUUGCCUUUGAUUUUAGUGAGUAUGAUUUUGGUAGCAGUUUCAGGUGUAGUUUGUUUUUUGAGGAGGAAGAUGAAGUUUGCUGAAGUUGUUGAAGAUUGGGAGCUUGAGUAUGGGCCUCGUAGGUUCAAGUUUAAAGAUCUAUAUAUUGCUACAAAAGGAUUCCAGGACAAGGAGCUAUUGGGUGCUGGUGGAUUUGGAAGAGUCUAUAGAGGUGUUCUUCCAACCAGCAAACUAGAGGUUGCAGUGAAAAGAGUCUCACAUGAAUCGAGACAAGGGAUGAAGGAAUUCGUAGCGGAAAUCGUUAGUAUGGGCGGUCUCCAUCACCGGAAUUUAGUACAAGUCCUAGGAUAUUGCCGGCGUAAAGGCGAGCUACUCUUGGUCUAUGACUACAUGCCUAAUGGAAGCCUUGACAACUACUUGUAUGACCAACCAAAGGUCACCCUUAAUUGGGUACAAAGAUUCAGAAUCAUCAAAGGUGUAGCAUCAGGAUUGUUUUAUUUACAUGAAGAAUGGGAGCAAGUUGUGAUUCACAGAGAUGUCAAGGCCAGCAAUGUUUUGCUUGAUGAUGAGUUAAAUGGAAGAUUGGGAGAUUUCGGGCUUGCUAGAUUAUAUGAUCAUGGAACUGAACCACAAACAACUCAUGUUGUGGGCAGUCUUGGCUAUAUGGCUCCAGAGCAUACUCGAACCGGGAAAGCCACACCCUGCACCGAUGUGUUUGCUUUUGGGGCAUUUCUGCUUGAAGUUGCCUGUGGAAGAAGGCCAAUAUCUCAAUCUCCAACAGAAGAUUUCAUUUUGGUUGACUGGGUCUUUUCUUACUGGUGCAAAGGUGAUAUUGUGGAGGCCAAGGAUCCAAAUUUGGGUUCAGAUUAUGUGACUGAGGAAGUUGAGUUGGUUUUAAAACUCGGGUUGAUCUGCUCCCACUCGGAGCCUGAAGCAAGGCCGAGCAUGCGCCAUGUUGUUCAGAUUUUGGAAGGGGAUAUUCCUUUCCCGGAAAUAUCAUCACUUGGUCUGUGUUCUAGUGGCCUAACAUUUACCCAUCGUGAAGGCUUCCAUGAUUUUGGCAUGUCGUAUACAUCUUCCACUGACAAGAGAUUCUCCCAUUCAUCUGCUGCGGCGUCUCAAUUUUCAGGAAGUCGAUGA